Molecule: messenger RNA, 1624 nt
Organism: Trichoplusia ni (cabbage looper)
Lineage: Eukaryota; Metazoa; Arthropoda; Insecta; Lepidoptera; Noctuidae
Product: UDP-N-acetylglucosamine--dolichyl-phosphate N-acetylglucosaminephosphotransferase-like
Exons: 5
Coding region: 162-1349 (395 amino acids)
Biological process (GO): protein N-linked glycosylation; dolichol-linked oligosaccharide biosynthetic process
Cellular component (GO): membrane
Molecular function (GO): UDP-N-acetylglucosamine-dolichyl-phosphate N-acetylglucosaminephosphotransferase activity
Source: RefSeq, a predicted model, not a curated record
AAUGUCAACAAUGUGACCUGGCCGAUGACAUGUCAGGUGUAAACUGAAUGUUGUCCAAUAGUUUAGAUUUAAACUUUUCUUUUGGAAUGUGAUUUAAUUAUUUAUUAUUUUGUGAUUGGAUCGAUUAACUUCUCUUUAAUUUAUAUUGCCGAUCACACAAAAUGUUUGAAAUAAUCAUACUGCUUAUAUUGUCGGCUGUAGCCUAUUUCAUUACCGCUGAAUUAAUACCGAACCUCUCAGAUCUGUUUAUAAAAGCCGGUUUAUUUGGAAUAGAUUUGUGCAAAACAAAUAAGAAAAAAGUGCCGGAAGCAAUAGGUGUUGUAUCAGGCUGUGUCUUUUUAGUUACAAGUUUCAUAUUUAUACCAAUAGUGUUUGGUAAUGGUUUGAUGGACACACAAAAUUUUCCUCAUAAUGAGUUUGCAGAACUGUUAGCAGGGUUGCUGUCCAUCUGUUGCAUGCUUCUUCUGGGCUUUGCUGAUGAUGUCCUAGACUUGAGAUGGAGAUACAAGUUAUUACUACCAACAAUGGCAUCACUGCCACUGCUGGUGGUAUACUAUGUAAAUUUCAACUCCACUACUUUUGUUGUUCCUAUACCCUUAAGACAAUGGCUGGGAAUUUCUGUUAACAUAGGAUUCCUUUACUACAUUUACAUGGGAAUGUUAGCAGUUUUCUGUACGAAUGCAAUUAAUAUUUUAGCGGGUAUCAAUGGACUGGAAGUGGGACAGUCAGUUGUUAUAGCUUUAUCAAUAAUUAUCUUCGACAUUAUUGAAUUAAGAGGAGACCAAUAUAAAGCACAUACCUUUUCAUUGCAUAUCAUGAUACCUUAUUUGGCAACUACAUUAGCAUUGUUGAAGCAUAAUUGGUACCCAUCAAAAGUAUUUGUUGGAGACACAUUCUGCUAUGUCUCUGGAAUGACAUUUGCUGUAGUAGCCAUAUUAAGUCAUUUCAGUAAAACUGUUCUAUUAUUUUUCCUUCCUCAAAUCAUUAACUUUUUGUAUUCAGUCCCACAACUAUUUCACAUUAUUCCUUGUCCAAGACAUCGCCUUCCGAAAUAUAGUGAAGAGACUGAUUUACUCCAUGCAAGUAGAACAAUUAUUGUAAAAAAGGAUAUGACUUUUAUAACUAAAUUAAUUCUUCAAGUCUUAACCAUGUUACACCUUACUGAUAAAGUUGAAGAUGAAGACUGCAUUAAUAUCAAUAAUAUGACCUUAAUCAAUUUAUUUUUAAUUAAGCUAGGACCAACAUCUGAAGUACAGCUCACCACAACGCUUAUGGCUUUUCAAGUCUUCUGCACUUGUGUAGCUUUUGUUGUAAGAUAUCCAAUGGCAUCAUACUUUUAUGAUAGUUAAAAGGUGCGAUCAAUUAGAUUAGGGACAAAUAUUUUGUGAAGUUAUAGCUAGGUAUAUGUAAUGUUCCAUAUUAUUUUUACGAAUAUUUUAUAGGAUUAGCCAAAGAUUAUAAUGUGAUAAAACCACAUUGGCACUUUAUUUUACACUUAAUGUUCUUAAUAAAUUUGUUUCAUAAUAAGUAUGAUUGAAAAGAAUAUAAUUCCAUAGCAUUGUAAUGGCUGUUAAUAUUUUUGUAUGAUAUUGUUAAUUACAAAAUAAAAAUGAAUCAUUAUGAA